Scheffersomyces coipomensis is the source of this 3115-nucleotide messenger RNA. RefSeq names its product Spc98p (gene SPC98). The transcript has a single exon. Gene Ontology annotation, biological process: mitotic cell cycle; meiotic cell cycle; spindle assembly. Gene Ontology annotation, cellular component: spindle pole; centrosome; equatorial microtubule organizing center. Gene Ontology annotation, molecular function: gamma-tubulin binding; microtubule minus-end binding. NCBI's taxonomy places the organism in Eukaryota, Fungi, Ascomycota, Pichiomycetes, Serinales, Debaryomycetaceae. The coding region runs from base 149 to 2794 and encodes 881 amino acids. The record is from RefSeq and is a predicted model, not a curated record.
UAAAUUUGUAUAUUCUACCACUCCGCGCGUUGCACCAAAAAAAAAAUCAUAAAAUCAAAACAAAAUGUAAACAAUAACAAAACUGAAAAUUGGCAGCACCAUCACCAACUAAUAGAUCUAAGAUACCCCCUUGUCGAACACAUAGAGAAUGGCUCUAGAUAAGAGUCAGUUGGUAAAACUAUAUACGGGACGACUUGUCAAGUCGUUGGUACCGGCUGAGUUUGGUGAUGAAUUCAUCCAGAGUAUCACCAGUGAUUUAUUAUCAUCAAUAUCUAAAACAAUAUCUAAUCAAUCAUCAUCAUCAUCAUCAUCUAAUAGAGCAACGAUACAUGAAAUCAAUCAGUUGACGAAUCAAUAUCGUGUUUACUUUGUGAGUAAAGGAUUACAAGCUGAAUGGGUUAAAUUCCAAACGAUUCUUGAAUCAUUACAGAGUUUCAAAAGUUUAGAUCAAAUCUUUAAUUAUCUUGUCUUCUUCGAUGCUUUACAACAAGGUGGUAGGAAUAUAAAUGUUGAAUCAUCACCUCAAGUGAAUCAAAGAAUAAUUAGUGAAAGUAUACGGUCAACGAAUUUGAGAUCUUCCCCAUUCAGAGAAAGUAGUAAAAAUAGUAAAGAACAACAACAACAACAACAACAAUAUCAUCAACUAAUAAGUUUGGAUAAACUUAUUGAACCAUAUUAUCAAACAUUACCUGAAGAAACCAUCAUCAAAUAUUUAUCUUAUAGUUUGAUAGGAUUGGAUUCGAAAUUAUUAUCCUUUUCCAAUAAUAGUAAACAAAUCGUCAUACCAACUUCAAUCAAUAAUAGUUAUAGUGGAUUGUUAUUUCAAAUUCUAGAGUGUGGAUUAUUAUAUAAGAAUUUAUCCACCAGUUAUGAAUUAUAUAAUAAACAAGGUGAUAAAUUGAAAAGUCCUAUAAAAGUCGCCUAUAUACAGAUAAUGCAAUCCUAUUUAUUACAAUACGUUAAAGAUAUAAAUGAAAUAUUCAAUAUUAAUAAUUGUUCAUCACUACUUGAGAUUUAUAACUUGUUAUAUAAAAAUUGGGUAUAUGAAUUAAGAUUAUUAUAUUCAAUUGUUAAUGAAUUGGAUACUGUUAAUGGAUUGGAUUUAUUAAUUAAAGUUUAUGAAUUAAUUAAAUUUGGUGAUUUAAAGAUUCAAAGUUUAAGUUUAACUAUUUUUAAAGAGAUUAUUAAACCAUAUAAUGAAAUAUUAGAGAAUUGGUUAAUUAAUGGAGAAUUAGUGGAUUUGAAUAAUGAAUUUUUCAUAACGUUUGAUUUAGAACAAGAUGAAUUUAAUGAUAUUAUAAAGUUUUUACCCAAUAGAAUACCCAAAUUUAUUAAUAAGAAUCUUGGAUUCAAAAUAUAUCAAAUAGGAAAAAUGUUAAUCUUUUUAUUGAAAUACUGUCGAGAAUUAGAAUGGAUUAAUCAAUAUAGAAAUAAGUAUAAUCAAUUGAUUUAUAAAUUAGCUUCCCCUACUGAUGGAGAAAUACUUUCAGUAUCAAAUGAUAAAUUUCAAAAAUUAAUCAAUCAACAAUAUGAAGAAUUAUUGAAUUACGUUACGAUUAUAUUAUAUGGGUCCAAAAAUAAUCUUAUAGAGAAUUUAAUUAACUUUAAACGGUUAUAUUUCAUUGAGAAUGAAGAUUUUAUAAAUCAAAUUAUAUUGAAAGGUGGAGAGUUCUUUAAUAAUUUGAAAUUUAAUUUGAAUUUGAAUUACUUAUCACAAAUCCUAGAAGAAUCAAUCAAACAUUCAUCCAUGAAUCAUUUUAAACAUCGAGAUAGAAUUGAUUUUAGAAUACUAAAUAAUCAAGCCAAUACUAAUAAUAAUAACAACAAUAACAAUAUUGGAUGGGAAGUAUUUAUUAUUGAUUUUAAACUUGAUGGAUUAUCCAUUAGUCAUUUAUUUGAUUCUAAGACCAUGAUUCAAUAUUGUAAAAUGUUCAAUUUCUUAUGGAAAUUAAGACAUUUACAAUCAAUGUUGAAUGAGAAUUUUAUGGAAUCAAUUAGUUUAAAUAAAAAUGAAUUACGAGGUAUAAAUGAAGAAUACAAACGAUUAAAGAGAACUACCGUAUCAACCGUUACUAAUAUUGGAUUAUCAGUCCGAGAAAGAAAGAUUAUAUGGAUUAUUAAAUCAUUCAAUUCUAUAAAUCUUAUUCGAAAUAAAAUGAUUCAAUUUUUACAAGUGAUAAUAAAUUAUUUAUCGUUUGAUUUAAUUGAGAAUAAAUUUCAAAUUGAAUUAGUUGAAAAAUUAUUCAAAUCGAAUAAAGUUAGUAAAAGUAGUGAUUUUGAAUUAGUGAAAAAUUUAAAUUCGAAAUUCAUUAAUAAAUUAAUUAAUGAGACAAGAAAUAAUGAUGUUACGGUUAUAACUGAUAAUAAUAUGAAUGAAUUAACUAUUGAUGAGAUUUUAUCAAUUCAUGAACAAUAUUUAUAUCAAAUUAUUAAGAAUAAAUUAAUUAAUGAAAAUUCGAUGGGGAAAGUCACAAGGAAGAGUUAUAUUAAACAAAUUUAUGAAUUAUUGGAUAUAAUAUUUCAAUUUAUAAUAAGUUCCAAAGAAUAUUUUAACUUAAUUACCAAUUAUAUAUUAUUGUUAAAAUUAGAAGAGCAAGAAGAAAAUGCAGAUGAAGAAGAAGAUAUGACCAAUGAGGUUGAUCAAGAUUUAUUAAAUAUUGAGAAUUUGUUACAAAAUAUAAUUAAUAAGAUUUAUAAACAAAUCUAUUUAAAAGAUUAUAAAUUAACGGUUAAUGAGUUUAUUCAAGAUUUACGCACGGAUUACGAAUUAAAAGAUUUAAGCAAAUUAUUUUAGUUCAAAUUUUGAUCGUCAAUUAACACUAGCAUUUUCCUGCUAAAUCUGAUAAUCCUCGGUAAUUGGAUUUGAAUCAUAGUGAAGAAAAAAAAAACAUGGAAAUAGUGUAGAUUCAUUCACUAUCCAUAGUAAAUAGAUAUAGAUACCCCUUAUGUACCACUCCGACCACUAUUAUACCUAUACCAAUCGAUACUCCAAUCGAUAACCUAUAAAUAUCUACUAUGUAAUUAUAAAUUUCCUCGAAAUAUCUUAACCAAUAGUCAUUGGAUAGUUUACUGUUUAGCAAAUGUUAAGAAAAUUUUUUAAACUUCCUCGGACUUU